UCUGUAGAUGUUGCCAGUGAAAAAGGUGAUUAUUUAUUUCUUUACGGACAACAUUGUUUAUUUUUAACAUUUAUUUGAUGGUUGUGAGAUUCUGAUUGACAUUAUUCAAAACCACAAUAGUUGUUAUCUUUAAAGGUAUAUGCAUACCGAUGCAGAUUGUUUUAUUCGAAAGACGUUAAGUGAGAAAGUUUUGACAGUUGUGAAUUAACAUUGUAAUUACAAUAGAUGAAACGAAACUGUUGUCAGAAAAGUGUUUAUAACAGUUCGAUGUGAAAGCAAUGUAGUACUAACAAUUUUGGCUAUUGUAAUACACAAAUCUGUGUUUCAUUCUUUUUUUAGGGUUGUUGGAGUGCAAGUGGUUCUCAAAAUAGAACUACAUGACAAUGCUACCGUUUUGUGUAACACCUCAAGACUGCGGGCCAGAGUCGCUUCUCGACCUGUGUUUCAAGUACAUCAUCCAGCAUCUGAAUAUUGUGUGCUCAGUCGAUCCCUUCACGAAGGAUUAUCACUUAAUUGAUGGGCUUGCUCUGCCGAGAGAGCUAUGUGAAAAACUUAUUGAAGUAUACCAAAAGAGUGGCAAAGAAGUCACUGAUGGUUUUGCAAACAUUUUUCAAAACCCGCACACGACGAGACUGAAAAGAGUGCGCCUGAGAAACUCGCCCAUCACGGACGACGGCCUGAAAGUGCUGCUCAGACACGGCCUGGUGGAGCUGGAUCUGUCGAACUGCUGCAACAUCACCGGCGCCUCACUGACUCACAUCAACGAGCACGGCGACUCGCUGGUGUCCCUGGUGUUCGGCUCCUCCGUCAACAUCCUGCCCGAAACUGUCGUGCUGGAAGAGCUGCGAGACAGCUUCAGUGCGUAUCACAAGCGAGGGCACGUGUUGAGGACUCCUAACCUGCAGCGCCUCGCCAUCAGGAAUGUUUUCAUCGGCGGGGAUAAGGCGUUCUUCCAGCUCCUCGUACGACCGUUGCACAAACUGGUACACCUCGACCUAUCCAACUGCUUGGAUCUAGGUCCGGACUUGUCCUACCUCACGGAACUGAAGUAUCUGACGUCUCUGGUGCUGCACAACGUGCAAAGACUUCAGGAGUCGCUGCCAUCCAUAUGCCAACUGAAACAGCUGAGGCACCUGGAUGUCUCGCAGGCCACGGAGAAGCAAGGGAUAUUCAGGAACGAGAACCAGAUGCUUGCUCUUCUCGUGGAGAGCUUGCCCCACCUGGUGUCCCUGGACAUCUCCGGCACGAACCUCGCCGGCACAGGCGUGGCAGAACACAGCCCCAACUCCAAAGACUGCAAGGACUCGAUGCCCCAGACCGACAUCCCGGGCCUCAGCUCGCGGGUGAACGCCCCGUUCGACUUCCUGGGACUGUACGGGACGCACCACGCCGCCUGCCGCCGCCACGACAUCCCCGCCAGGAACAUUGCCGGGGACCUGAACGAGGUGCAGAUCUUCAACGCGGCGGCGGCCAACAUCGACCGGCCGGCGAUCCUGCAGAAGGUGCUGAACGACCUGUACCACCUGUUCCGCUACGAGACCUGCCACGACCCCAGCCACGCCAUGAAGGUGGUGCUGGAGGCGAUGGACCGGCACCUGGGCGAGAAGCACAUCCAGAUCUCCGGCAGCGCCACCUUGUUCUACAUCGUGAAGGGCAAGGACCGCAGCCUGCUGGACAUGAAGACCAAGCAGCUGGUGAUCGGCACGCUGCUGAACGGCAUGAACAUGUACCGCGAUGACGACACCAUGAUGAGGAACGGCUGCCUCACGCUCUGCCAGUUCAGGAUCCCCGACGACGUGUUGUUCGACUACCGCCGCCUGGUGUCCAUCCUGCUGCACAUCGUGUCGGAGAUGGAGCAGGAGGGCUUUGUGCAACGCAUCGGCAUCUACCUGCUCAACUCGCUGGCCUGCCAGGUGGACGGCUUCCAGAAGCAGCUGCUGGGGGACCUGGGGGCCAUCAGCCGCAUGCUGGGCCUGAUCGAGGACCGCCUGGCGCGGCGAGUCUGCGACGACGUGCUGGAGGUGGCGUGGUCCACCAUGUGGAACGUCACGGACGAGACGGCCGUCAACUGCAAGCGCUUCCUGGACGGCGGGGGCAUGGAGUUCUUCCUGGGCUGCCUCAGCGUGUUCCCGGAGAAGGAGGAGCUACUGCGCAACAUGAUGGGGCUGCUCGGCAACGUGGCCGAGGUACAGUCGCUGCGGCCGCGCCUCAUGACGCGGCAGUUCGUGUCCGUGUUCGCCGAGCUGCUAGACUCGUCCAGCGACGGCAUCGAGGUGAGCUACAACGCGGCGGGCGUGCUCUCCCACAUGGCGUCGGACGGCGCGGGCGCGUGGACGCUGGACUGCCCCCGGCGCGAGGACGUGCUGCAGCGCAUGGUGCAGGCCAUCGAGCGCUGGGACCUCGACACGGAGCGCAACAUCAACUACAGGCACGUGUGGGGACAAGAGCACGCUAAGUCGUUCGAGCCGAUCCUGCACCUCGCCAAGAUGUACCACACGCCCGAGUGCCAGCACUGGGCCGUGUGGGCCCUCGCCAACUUGACAGAAGUUUACCCGGCCAAGUACUGCUACCUGGUGGAGGCGGAGGGCGGGCUGGCGCUGCUCUCGGAGAUCGUCCAGAACGAGCAGCCGUACGCGCGCAUCAAGGAGCUGGCCCUGCUGGUGAUACGGCACUGCCGGGAGUUCAAGGAGCGGGGCUACGUCUCGGGAGACGCCCAGCUGGACGGCUAGCUCCGUCGCCCUCGGUGGCCGUCAACCGCUUCCACCCCAUGUACAAUGCAUCUUUUUCUUUUGUACAUAACCAUUUUGUAAAAAAAAAAUUAAUUCAUAUGUAAUGUAUGUUUUACUUUGAAUCUUGCUGAGGCUUAUGUAUAAAAUUUUGAUAAAAGUCAGCUCUACGUGCUUGGAAAAUGUUUUCGUGACCAGCCACGUAACUUUGGCGUAGCCGUAGGAUUGUGAUUCUUCCGUGUGCGUCUCUGUUUCUGGCCGUGUGCGUGCCGUCACGGAUGAAGUUCGUACGUGGAUCGAGCACGUCCGUUCUAAUUGUGAUUGUUACUGUAGCAAGGGAGAAUGUUGUCUUUUUGCUGUCGAAUGCACAUUUAAAUUGUCUUAACUCCUGUUUUCUGUUAAGUGUAACACGAAAGCAGACUUGGUGAGUCAAGUUGUUGGAAAUUUUUAAAAAUUAUGGAAAGUAAUGUGUAGAUCACUGAAUUUGUGUACAGUUUAAAGAGAGAAAAAAGUAAUAUUUAAGUAAAUAAGACUUUGUAGGUAAGACUUUUUUUUUAUUAUAAUUGACAACAAUUAUUUUUUUUUGUAGAGUAGGAAUAAACCAGUCUAAUAGAAAGUUUGCGAGAUUAUUGAGGUUGUGUGGCGAUGCAGGCUGCUGUUCCUAGUACGUAGGGACUGGGCAAAACCCAGUUUGUCAUAAAUAAUGUAGGGAAAGUCAUCUCCAAAAGCUGGGUGUAAAUUUAAUUCAUCCUAGUGUGUGAGAACAGCUGUGGCUACCAGAACACAGCAAUGGUAACUUAAAUAAAAACAACCUUGACCAUAACAUUACAUUGUUCAUUUAUUUAAAAAAAAACUAUUUUUAUAGCAAUAUUAUAAUAUGUAUAGUACCAAUAAAUAAUUUUGUCAUCUGUAAUUUGGAAUUCUAAACAAUCGAAAAUAACUUAUUAUAGAUAAAUAUCAGACAUUCAAAUUAUUUUUUUAUAUUUUAUUUUCAAAAAAAAUUUUUUUUACUUGUAUAUAAGAUCUUAAAGUUUUAUUAGAUGGAAAAAAAAGUUCAAAUCGCAAUACUUUUUGUUUUAGAAGAAAAAAAAUUUUCUUUUUGCCCCAAAAUUUUUUGAUAAGAAAAAUCUUCGUCCCACCCAGUUGUAGACACUUGUGAUACAAUACUUUGUAGUAAAAAUUACAAUUUAUGAGCUGUAAAUAAAUGUUGCUUUCAAUUAUAAAAUAUUUAAAAUCUU
Bacillus rossius redtenbacheri is the source of this 3964-nucleotide messenger RNA. Its product is annotated as protein zer-1 homolog. The record is from RefSeq and is a predicted model, not a curated record. Lineage: Eukaryota; Metazoa; Arthropoda; Insecta; Phasmatodea; Bacillidae. Gene Ontology annotation, cellular component: Cul2-RING ubiquitin ligase complex. The coding region runs from base 378 to 2729 and encodes 783 amino acids. Gene Ontology annotation, molecular function: protein binding. The transcript has 11 exons.